CAAGUUCAGUCCUCACCUCAUGCAAAUAAUCUCGGACUAAUACAUCGUAUAUCUGUCUUACAGGAACAGAUGCAUUUGCAUCUUGGCUGCCUGGAGUAGAGAAGCGUAAGACAAAGUGGGGUUGAUUCUAGUUAUUUGAAUAAGAUAUAACUAUCUUCAUUCCCAUCAAAAAGACAGCGGAACGAACGUGCCACGAGUGCCACGAGAAUAGUCAAACCAUACAUUCGAACAUAAAAAUAAAAAUAAAAAUAAAAAAAUAGAAUGGCAGGGCCUAACCCAGGACAGAAGACAGUUCUAGUAACUGGUUGUACUCCAGGCGGCAUUGGACAUGGUCUAUGCCUAGAAUAUCAUCAACGAGGUCUCCAUGUCAUUGCGACCGCCCGAAGACCCGAGGUGCUGGCCGAUCUCGCGGCCUUGGGCAUGAGCACCCUGGCACUCGACGUUACCGAUGUCGAAAGCAUCAAGCAAUGCCAUGAAGAAGUCGCAAAACUAACAGGCGGCAAGCUAGAUAUUCUCGUAAAUAAUGCUGGCCGUACGCAUACGCAUCCCGCGACGGACAUUGUAUUAUCGGACGUCCGACAGACCUUUGAGACUAAUGUGUUCUCGAUAAUGGCUAUGGUACAGGCCUUCAUAGAUCAGCUAAUUGCAGCGAGGGGCUUAAUCAUCAACAUUUCCUCUCUGUCGUCUGUUACCCCUUAUGUAUUCGGCUCGGUAUACUGCGCGAGCAAGGCCGCUGUCGUGGCCUAUUCGCGCACCUUACGAAUGGAACUUGCACCAUUUGGAGUACGCGUGAUGGUAUCGAUGACUGGCACCGUCAAGAGCAACACAGCAGCCCAGCCUCUUCGUGGUCUACCGGAGAGCAGCCUCUAUAGUCGCGCCAGUGCCAUAUUCGAUUGGAGAGUGGUAUUUAGUCAGAAUGCAUCUACAUUUCCCACCGAAAAAUUCGCGAAAAAGCUGGUUAACGACUCUUUACGCCCAGAGGUCCCAUCAAUCCUAAGGCGUUGGUUCGGACGGCCCGAUUGGUUCUGGUCCGGCGGGAUGGCGAAUUUCGUAUGGUUUGGGACAUGCGUAGGCGAGUGGCUUAUUGACGCCUUCUGUUGGCGCACUUUCCGCAUGGACGAGGUAAUGAAGCUGGUCAAUGAAGAACAGAGACAGAAAAAGUUGAAGUGAUGUUGCUAUCAUUUUUACCUCUAAUCAAUCUUCUGUAUGAUUAGUAGGUGCGGGACUAUACUAUAGCCCAUGAGUUUCUCCAUAGCGUACACGCUUUCAACUUGCCCAGCGCUUAUUCGCUUGAUCCUUCUGACAAAUGCAGCCAGUGAGGCUAGUACAACGGCUACUCUUCGUAAAAAAGAAAAACAAAACUUUAGAAUAUGCAAGAAGAUAAAGACAUUAGUUCAGUACUUCGCCGCGCAUUGUCUAUGUUGGCUUGAUAUUAUGUAGCACGUGUACGCCUACCUAACAAUUACAUUUUUAAGAAGC
Daldinia caldariorum is the source of this 1479-nucleotide messenger RNA. Its product is annotated as NAD(P)-binding protein. The transcript has 4 exons. The record is from RefSeq and is a predicted model, not a curated record. The coding region runs from base 262 to 1170 and encodes 302 amino acids. NCBI's taxonomy places the organism in Eukaryota, Fungi, Ascomycota, Sordariomycetes, Xylariales, Hypoxylaceae. Gene Ontology annotation, cellular component: lipid droplet; endoplasmic reticulum. Gene Ontology annotation, biological process: phosphatidic acid biosynthetic process; triglyceride catabolic process. Gene Ontology annotation, molecular function: triacylglycerol lipase activity; acylglycerone-phosphate reductase (NADP+) activity.